AGACCGGCGCCGCCGCCGCCGAGCUCGGCCUCGGAAUCAACAAGGGUGAGGCCGAGGCUCACAGGGCGGCGGACACGAAGAGCACUUUGCCCGGGGCGGAGGGCGAGGAGGCCGGCAGGAAGAAGGAGACCAUGGAGCUCUUCCCGCAGAGCGCCGGCCUGCAGGACGCCGCCGCCCCUGAUGCUACCAGGGAGGAAGACAAGAGCCAGCUGACCAUCUUCUAUGGUGGGAAGGUGCUCGUGUUCAACGAUUUCCCAGCCGACAAGGCAAAGGGCCUGAUGCAGUUGGCUGGCAAGGGCAGCCCUGUUGUUCAGAACGUCUCUGCGACCACAACUGCUGCAGACACCGCCAAGGUCCAGACGGCCGUGCUGGCCCCGGCAAGUAGUUUGCCUAGUGAUCCGGUUAAUGCUCACAAGUCUGCUCGUCCGAAUGCUUCUGAUCUGCCAAUUGCUAGAAAGGCGUCACUUCACCGAUUCCUUGAGAAGAGAAAGGAUCGUCUGCAUGCAAAGGCACCAUAUCAAGCUUCUCCUUCUGAUGCAACACCAGUCAAGAAGGAGUUUGAGAACCAGCCAUGGCUUGGACUGGGGCCGAAUGCCGCCCUGAAGCCAAACCAAUAAGGCGGCAUGACAGAAGCCUUAUGCCCUUACCAGAAAUAUGUGAAAUGUGCUUUGUCCUUAGAGUAUCAACAAGUCAUGAAUAUUUUAUCCCAUAUCAUGUUCUAGCGUUUUGUUUUAGGUUAUGGUUCUAUGUUAUUCGCCUCCAUAGUUCCGAUGUAAAGAGAAGUAGCAAAUGAUGAUGACCGGUGCCCGAAGCCCGAGAGAAGUUUUGGCAUGUUAACACAUGGUGAUAUUGAGUUGGCCAUGCUAAGGAAAAAAAGUUAGUGCAAAGAAACAUAGCUGUAUCCUAUAUGUGAACUCUGAUCAUUCCGUAUUGUCAUUGAGUUCUGUCCUUGAUUUGUAAAAGCAAGUGAUUGUAAUGGAUUCAUAUUAUGUUUGUA
Triticum urartu is the source of this 997-nucleotide messenger RNA. Lineage: Eukaryota; Viridiplantae; Streptophyta; Magnoliopsida; Poales; Poaceae. The record is from RefSeq and is a predicted model, not a curated record.